CAGUCCCGUGGGAACGCUUCCCGGACCCAUUUGGUCACUUGCUCUCUUUCUCAGGAAGCAAUCCGCGCUCACUGAGCUCCCAGGCCUUCCGCAGAGGGCACUGCCUGUGCCAGGAGGAGCGGGCAGCCCAAAGUCCUGCCCAGAGCAAGCCGCUCUCCCUACACAGUUUGCGCUCUGGGCGAGGCCCUCUUGGGUCUAGCUGGGAGUUCCCAGGCAAACAGGUGUGGAAGGCAGGCCCCUGGCUGGUUCCUUUUUGGCUCACCACCUCCUGUUCUCACUCUUUUCCCGAGCGCCAUGCCCCACCUCCACCGGGCCACAGCCUCGGGGGCGCCCCCCGCCCGCAGGGAGGCCCGCAGCACCCACUCCUCCGGCCAGAGCUUCGAGCAGCUGCAGCAGGACUGCCUGCGCAAAGGCACCCUGUUCGAGGACACGGACUUCCCAGCCAGCAGUGCCUCCCUCUUCUACAGCGAGCGGCCCCCGGUGCCCUUCGUGUGGAAACGACCAGGGGAAAUUGUGAGAAACCCAGAAUUCAUUCUUGGAGGGGCCACCAGGACUGAUAUCUGUCAGGGGGAGCUCGGAGAUUGCUGGCUAUUGGCUGCUAUUGCCUCCCUCACACUUAAUGAAAAAGCACUGGCUCGAGUUAUCCCUCCGGACCAGAGCUUUGGCCCGGGGUAUGCUGGCAUUUUCCAUUUCCAGUUCUGGCAGCACAGUGAAUGGCUGGAGGUGGUGAUCGAUGACCGGCUGCCCACCUUCAAAGACCGCUUGGUGUUCCUCCACUCUGCAGACCACAAUGAGUUCUGGAGUGCCUUGCUGGAAAAAGCCUAUGCCAAGCUCAACGGAAGCUAUGAGGCUCUGAAAGGAGGAAACGCCAUUGAAGCCAUGGAGGACUUCACAGGGGGUGUCGCCGAGACCUUUGAAACCAAAGGAGCCCCGAAGAACUUCUACGAGAUUCUAGAGAAGGCCUUGAAGCGGGGUUCUCUAGUGGGCUGCUCCAUUGACACCAGAAAUGCUGCGGAAUCAGAAGCUCGGACACCUUUUGGUCUUAUUAAAGGCCAUGCCUAUACCAUCACAGGGAUUGACCAGGUAAACUUCAAAGGCCAAAACAUCGAGCUCAUCAGAGUCCGGAAUCCUUGGGGCCAGGUCGAGUGGAAUGGGCCAUGGAGUGACAAUGCUCUUGAGUGGCAUUCUGUUGGCCCGGCUGUGGAAAAGCGCCUCUGUCAUGCUGCUCUGGACGAUGGGGAAUUCUGGAUGUCAUUUAAGGACUUCAAGGCCCAUUUUGACAAGGUGGAGAUUUGCAACCUCACUCCCGAUGCCCUAGAUGAUAAUGCUUUCCAUAAAUGGGAAGUGACAGUCCACCAAGGAAGCUGGGUUCGGGGCUCCACUGCUGGGGGUUGCCGCAAUUUCCUGGACACCUUCUGGACCAACCCACAGAUCAAGCUGUCCUUGAAUGAGAAGGACGAAGGGCAGGAGGAGUGCACUUUCCUGGUCGCCCUGAUGCAGAAAGAUCGAAGGAAACUCAAGAGAUUUGGGGCCAACGUGCUCACCAUCGGCUAUGCCAUUUACCAAAGUCCUGGCAAGGAUGAACAUCUGAACAAAGACUUCUUCAAGUAUCAUGCCUCGCAGGCCAGAAGCAAAACAUUCGUUAACCUGAGAGAAGUCUCGGACCGGUUCCAACUGCCCCCUGGGGAGUACAUCCUGAUUCCCAGCACAUUCGAGCCACACCAGGAAGCUGAUUUUUGCCUGAGAAUCUUUUCAGAGAAAAAAGCCAUUAUUCAGGAUAUGGAUGGACGUGUGGACAUUGAACUUCCUGAGCCUCCCAAACCAAGCUCUCCUAGCCAGGAGACAGAGGAGGAGCGACAGUUCCGCACCCUGUUUGAGCACAUCGCAGGCGAGGACAUGGAGGUGACCGCAGAGGAGCUUGAAUAUGUUUUAAAUGCUGUGCUGCAAAAGAGAAAGGACAUCAAGUUCAAGAAGCUGAGCCUGCUUUCUUGUAAGAACAUAAUUUCUCUCAUGGAUACCAGCGGCAAUGGAAAACUAGAAUUUGAUGAAUUCAAAGUGUUCUGGGACAAGCUGAAGAAGUGGACUAGCCUGUUUCUUCAGUUUGACGUGGACAAGUCUGGCACCAUGUCUUCAUAUGAGCUGCGCAUCGCGCUCAAAGCGGCAGGCUUCCAACUGAGCAAUCAACUUCUGCAGCUGAUCAUCCUCAGGUAUGCAGAUGAAGAACUACAAGUGGACUUUGAUGACUUCCUCAAUUGUCUCGUUCGACUGGAGAAUGCAAGUCGAGUGUUUCAAGCUCUCAGUACAGAGAACAAGGACUUCAUUCAUCUCAAUAUAAACGAGUUCAUCAACUUGACAAUGAACAUCUGAAGCUGCGCUGAUGGUGACACAGCCCUCCCGUGAAGUGCAGAACUUCUCUGGGUGCUUAGCCAUCCUACCUAGAGCUCUUUUCCCCUCCCUUGUUCAUCCUUCUCCACCUUUCCCAUUGCCCACACCUUCAUCUGCAAAGAAUGAACCGGAAUCACUAGGUCCUGUAAUUUUGUACGACUUCUUGGUAAUUACUUCUCUAUUUUGGGUUAUGCCGCCCUAUGUCUUCCAUCCAGAUUCAGGCAUCUUAACCAAUAUCUACCUCCCUCCCUCUACACGCUUCACCUCUGCCUAUCAAACAUUACUCAAAGUCCUACUGAAAAAACAAAAAACCUGGCUCUAAGGCAGCUGUGAACAUUAUACUCAAAUAUCCUUUAAAGAACAAUGUUUUUGUAAAAGUGUAUGUCAACAGAGAUGAGAGGGGAAAUUUGUUUCGGCAUCACAAGUGUGAUUCCUUAUUGAUGCAGACCCCAGAGAAUUCUGGAUGUUGACUGACAAGAGUGGAACACUAUGAUAAUCUCUACUUCUUUCUCCAGGAGCUGGUAACUAUUCCGUUCUCUGUCAAGUCUAGACACACUUUAUGUCCAAAGCCUUUGGGUAAUAAAAGUCUAACGUAAUGUAUGUAGUUCUUCUCAGGAAGUCUAAAUCUUAUCAUAUUUGAUGUCAUGUAUCUCAUUCAUGACGGUGGUAAACACUGGAGAAGCCUUGCUAGGAUUCCACUAACACUGAAUAAGGAACGCCCUUUGAAUUGGAAUAAUAGGACUUAGCAUGAGAAGAUAUUGGCUCAGUGAGUGUGAGGUCCCAUUUAUAUAUUACAUAUAGAUAUAUAUCAUAUGAGGUUGAAGAUUUGGCCAAGAGGGGUGCUCAGAAAAGAGAGACAGAAAGAUGAUUGGGAUGAAGAUCAAGUAAAGAGUGGAAUCAGAACCCUAUUUUCUGACCUGCAGCUAAAAAUGCCAGGGUAAGAUAGCCCCAGUCACCACCCAAAUCUUCCCUGGGCUUACCCUGCAGCAGGCACGGCACAAGAGCACUCGUAGCAGGAGAGGUAUCUGGUGGAGCACAGUGUACAACCACACACCAUGAACUGUGCUGGGUUCACUGCUUCCUGCUGCUGCCGUAUUGUUUAUUAGGUGUUGUGAACAUGAACCUUGCUCAUUGGCAGAACUUGAAGGAAAGUGCUCACCAUCUGACUCUCUCCUCGUGUCAUUACUACGUAGUGUGUUUAGGCUUGUAUGUCCAUGAGCAUAUAUAUUUCUCUCCACUAAUCUCCCAGCCCCCCACCCCCGACAGCUUGAAAGGAGUAGAAUGGUGUUUAUGAAAUGGGCAUCCUCUUGACUUUUCUACAUGGCUGUGUGCCCCUGGGAAAUGUAUUCAUCUCUCUUUGAGACUUAGUUUCCCCACCUCUAAUAUGAAGAUGGUCAUCCCUGCCUUGCAUAGUGUUUGUAGCGGACAGAUGAAAUGGUGUGUAGGAAGCAUCUGACAUAUGGUGAGUGCUCAACACACAACUUUCAUCGGUCCCUUUUCACAGUCCCUAAAGAAUGAAUGGUUUCUUAAACUCAGAUGUUUUAUAUUUGCCUGUUCUUUAUUGCAAGAAUAAAAGUAUUAUAGAGCCAUCAAUCUUGAACUCUGAA
Molecule: messenger RNA, 3992 nt
Organism: Echinops telfairi (small Madagascar hedgehog)
Lineage: Eukaryota; Metazoa; Chordata; Mammalia; Afrosoricida; Tenrecidae
Gene: CAPN9
Product: calpain 9
Exons: 20
Coding region: 295-2367 (690 amino acids)
Biological process (GO): proteolysis
Cellular component (GO): cytoplasm
Molecular function (GO): calcium ion binding; calcium-dependent cysteine-type endopeptidase activity
Source: RefSeq, a predicted model, not a curated record